Messenger RNA from Oppiella nova, 554 nucleotides. NCBI's taxonomy places the organism in Eukaryota, Metazoa, Arthropoda, Arachnida, Sarcoptiformes, Oppiidae. The record is from the annotation of a GenBank genome assembly.
AUUUUAUAGCCCAAAACAUAGUCGAUUUGCCAAUAUAUUUACUGCAGACCAUAGUAUUUGUGAUAAUUUACUACUUUAUGGUGGGUCUCAACGCCGACUCCACCCGAUUCUUUACUGCUAUGGCAAUCGUCAUACUCAUCAGUCAAUGUGCCAUAUCGUAUAGUUAUUUCAUGUCAUGCGUAACCUCCUCGGCCGACACUGCUCUGAAAUUAGGGUCACUAAUACUGACCCCGAUCAUAAUGUUUGGUGGAUACCUACUGGACAAAGAGUUGACUUGGGUCAAGUACUUUUACUGCCUGUCCUGGCUUAACUACGGCUUCGAGGCGUUGGUGAUUAACGAGUGGAAUGGUGUCCAGUUUGAUGACUGUCCAAAGGGUUGUAAUUCGACCAUACCGUGCAUAUCGACCGGUCAGGAAGUGAUCGAGGAUGUGUUGGAUUUCCACGUUGAUCAUUUGGGCCGAAACAUUUGGUCUUGUAUUGUCGAUCACAGCGACAACCAUUGCGAUGGUCACCAUCGAGAUGCUGCUGUCGACGAUAGAAUUACGAUCUUUUGA